UGGCAAAGCAGCCCGCGCUGACCCGGGUUUCCUCUGCAGUGAGUCGGUGUCCGCACUGUUGUCAGUCGGUGUGGAGCUAUCAUGACGUCUACGCAUACAUUUCUCGGGCUGGAGAGCGACAGUAAGCCCAGCUCCAGGGUGCUGAAGCCCCCUGGAGGAGGUUCAAGCUGCAUCUUUGGUGGCCCAGAGGAAAGCGCCGCUCCAACCAGGUCACACCGAAUGACCUCCAACAUCUUUGGGACACCAGCAGAGCCUCAAAAUGCGCCAAAGAGAUCUAAUCCUCCGGGUGGCAAGCCAAGCGGCAUUUUUGCAGACACCCCAGCAGCUCCAAUCUCCCAACGAGCGCACCCAUCGCCUGCGAAGAGCAGCAAUAUAUUUGCGGACGGAGAGCUUCCAAACAGCCCCAAAGCACAUCCCAACAAACCAAAGGAUAACAUCACUCUGAAAGAACCGGAAGUUAAAGAGAACACCCCAGUGAAAGCCGCCCCCCCUGCUCCUGCACCCAAGGAAGAGAAGCCUCCGGCCCCCAAGGAGGUAAAACCUCCAGCACCGGAUCCAGCGCUGGCCGCCCAUGAACCCCACUUAGGUCCAAGGCCUCGGUCUCACAACAGAGUCUUGAACCCUCCAGGAGGCAAAUCCAGCGUCACCUUCUAUUAGCCGCUAUAGAGUUUAUCGGGGUGAUGUUAUGAUGGAUAACAGUACGCAAACAACUGGAAAAAAUGUUAAACUUUGGAAAGUAGUGUUUUAUUGGACCUUCAUUUCCACUAAAACGAAGAAUGUGGUCCCAUUUGCUACCAGAUGAUUUAAAGCCACUCGCCGCCCUGUGUGUUCUUACGUCUUACAAAUACCUUUAUGCUAAAAUUCUUAUUGGUGUUUCUUGUCCAAUGAUGGCUAAAAAAAUAAUUCAGGUAAUUGACACAUCAUGCAAAAAAGUGAAAUUUUUAUGGUAUUUUCCCAUUAAAAGCACGGAAGAAUUAUAAGUACCGUCCUGCUUCUUAGAAAGUGGAAUUUGAUUAGAAGCCUGUAGUACUUUUUGGUUUAAUUUAACCUAUUUCGGUGGAUUGCUGACAUCUUUGGCACUUAACAGGUACUACAUUAGAAGUCCAUUUACCUUUAUGCCAGGUGUCCAAAAGACUUUGGCUACUGCCUCCUGGAGCUGAUUAUGUGUCUUAUCUCUUUAAAGAGUAGAAUCUGAUGGAUUGCAUGGUCGUCCCCUUUGUCAAGUAAUCAUUUUGUAUAUUUUCUGUUUCCUUUGGGCCCGUCGUGAAAUAAAUACAUAUCCUCCUUUUCUGUUUCAACAAAUGUGGCUUAUCGAAAAGCUUUCACCACGACUGAUAAAAUAAAUGGCACGUGGACAUUC
Molecule: messenger RNA, 1360 nt
Organism: Spea bombifrons (plains spadefoot toad)
Lineage: Eukaryota; Metazoa; Chordata; Amphibia; Anura; Pelobatidae
Gene: JPT2
Product: Jupiter microtubule associated homolog 2
Exons: 5
Coding region: 82-657 (191 amino acids)
Cellular component (GO): nucleus
Source: RefSeq, a predicted model, not a curated record